Messenger RNA from Macroventuria anomochaeta, 1179 nucleotides. RefSeq lists its product as uncharacterized. Bases 1 to 1179 code for a protein of 392 amino acids. The transcript is spliced from 3 exons. NCBI's taxonomy places the organism in Eukaryota, Fungi, Ascomycota, Dothideomycetes, Pleosporales, Didymellaceae. The record is from RefSeq and is a predicted model, not a curated record.
AUGACAGGCUCUAGCGCGGAGUCGCCAGACUAUCUCGCCAAGAUGAAUGAUCCAGGGUUGGACCAGCGCGUCAGUAUCGCGUUCAUCGUGAUUGAUACGUUGUUCCUGCUGAUGUUCUACGCGAGUCGGUACUUCAAUCAUAAGGCUGUAGGAACGCCUAUGUUGGUAUGUAACACGUUGUGUUAUGUGCUUUGUAUGGGGAGUGCGGCAACAGGGAUCUUGAUGGUCAAAAUAGGCGGCGUAGGGUACCAUGUUGCUGCCGUCCCAGUCACCACAUUUCAGACCUGGCUGCAACUUUCCAAAGUCCUCGAGUUCACCUACACACCGGCCGUCAUGUUUGCCAAACUUGCCGCUCUAUUCCUCUACCACCAACUGUUCGAAGUCACAAGUUACCGCCGCAUCAUCAUUGGUAUCGGCGUGAUCAUUGUUCUUCAAGGUGUAGUCUCUCUCAUUCUAGCGUUUUCGAUUUGUCGGCCUUUCAGAUACUUCUGGACCCAGGCGGUUGAUCCGGACGAUGGGACUUGUGGAGACGUGAUGCUUUUUUACAAAAGCUACAGCAUUCCUAGUCUGGUCACCGAUGUAGCGAUGCUGGUGCUUCCGUGGCCCAUCCUCUUCAAGUUGCACAUUCCCACGGCAGAAAAGAUUGGCCUCAUACUGACCUUUCUGGCUGCUUCGCUGGGCAUCAUAACAUGUGCGCUUCGCUUUGCAGUCUUCUUCACCGUGCCGCUCUUCUCCGAUCCAACGUGGUACGCUUCAGGUGGUCCCAUGAUCUAUGCUCUGGUCGAACCCUCCAUCUACAUGAUAGCUAGUAUACUGCCUACUACGCGGCAUCUUUACCGGCGAUUUCGCACAAAAGCGCGGCAUGCUACGCAGUCGCGAAGUUGGAGAAGCGAUGGUGGUCCGAAGGACAACAGCGGUCUUGAUCAACCGGCCGAGCUCGAGCGCAUUAAGAACAGUAAUCCGAGUACUCGGCGAAACAAGCAACAUCUCGAUACGUGGCAGACAGAUACAUGUUCGUGUCAAGAAGAAUUGACGUUGGAGGAUCGGUAUCAGACUCAGCAGCAGUGGAAGGUUCGAGACAGAUCUGGAGUCGCUUCGUCACCGAGCGCAAUAGAAGAGCAUCCUUCCACAAGCAGCGGGACUACAAGGCCAGUUCAGGUCAGAACAAGAGUGAUAUAG